UUGAUUAGGAAGAUCGUUAACGCGCCCCCCUAGAAUUUCUUGAGGCGCGCCAGUAGUCUUCAUGUGGGCAGGCAUAGCAAAGAACCUGCGCGCAAAGAAAGAACCAAUCGAUUUGAUGUGAAAUUGUUCGGUGCAUAUGCGUGGUCGUAUAGCUUCAUUUUAACUGUGGUAAGUGUUUAUGAAUGACUGUGUGGCAUGUAAGAUGUCAUAUAGACACGCUCCUUGGGCAAAGCGCUGAAAUAUCGUGUCAGUAUUCAGCGAACGCAAAGCUUUUGAUUCGAAUCAAGUUUUUAGGCAAAAUAGACUUUUACAAAUCCUUCAAACUGGAUCCGGAAACUGAGCUGGUAACAGACUCUAUCUCAGUGAAAAGCUGCGUGGGAGAAAGGUGCUGCGAGCGAGCGAUUAGAGUAACGUUGAAUUUGGUAACAAGUGCUUGUUGGCGACAGACCAGAAACAGAAUAGCGGAAAGAACAGAAAGCAAUAGUCGCGCGACUGCCUAAACCAAUAACGAGAACAUCAUCAUUUAAGAAGCAAGUCCUCGCCAGGAGUAUGCUCACAAUUUAGUAAACAAAACCUGAAGCAAAGCAAAUGACAGCAGUUGACAGAAAACUAAUCAAAGAAAAGGAUCUCUUCUGAGCCAUCAACUGUAAACUGCAUGUUAAUAAACCAUACUUUUAAUAAAGCAUAUUUAACUUUGUCUGUGCAAAUAGACCUUGAUGUACUUAUGAUAGGACAUCAGAAUCUUCAUUAAAGACAAGUAAACUGCCAGUUGAUUUGGUAAAUAUUGAUUCAAGAAAAGAAAUAUUAUCACAUCCAUACGCCAGCGGCAAUCAAGACUGUAAGCCUUAUUAUAAAAAAAGCAAAGGCUGAUAUUAAUUAACAUUGACGAGCAUAAAACAUCAAGUCGAGUGAUCAUCACAACAAGAUUAGUAAGCACAGCCUGUAACCAAAAACUGAACAUUUAAAGCCUUGGAAACAGGUUUUGCUGUGAACUGAAGUUCUUCUCGCGAGGAAUUCACAAACACACCACCAAUUGACUUUCUUUUGAUCUUGAUAAAGAAAGAGAUAUUAGAAAACUUGCAAGAAGCACCUGCCCACGUCAUUGUUGAAUCUACGAUAUUACGGGUUUUAAUAAGAAAUACAUUUGAAUCUAUUCACAUACGAAUAAGUGCAUGCUGAGAAAGGUCUGACUUUCUUGUGUUUACUCAAAGCAAAGGCGCUAGAGAUACCUUGGGUUUGAUUGUAGUCUUUAGACUUCUAAGGAGACAAAGUCUUAUGCAGACAAAUACAGUGAAAGUCAAUCAACGAGUGGUAUUUACUGUUCAUAACAUCUCAGCGUGCAGAGGGACUCAAUAUGCUAAGCAUUGUGAUCUGAUCUGCCAUACUAUUUACGGUGUGGCUAUUAAAGUCUGUUUACAAACUAACAGAAGCUUAAUGGAAAUCUAUGGCAAACCUUCUUCGCCUGCAAAUUAACUUUCUGGUAAGAACAAGUGUUAAUCGGCAAACUGAUUAACAAGGAAAGCGAAAAUUUACUUGCAGUGUUAUUACAGCAGAUUGAAAUUUUGAUAGUCAAAAGCGAGAAAAUUGGUUACUUUGUUCAAAACAGUGAAGAAGCCAUUCACUGCUUGGCAAUCAAGAAGAAAACUGCGAUGCAAGACGGCAUAGUUGAUUCAUGAAAAUUCUGAUUUAUCAGAAAUAUCGUCGUCUUAAAUUUUCUUUGAUCAUUGAAUUUAUCUACAAGUAAAAAGCCGAUAAACUAAAAUUGACAAAAGCUUGCUUUGCAGCAGACCGCAGACUAGCAAUCUGAAAAGAAGAUUAGUUGCCAACCGUCAGCUUGCUAGCAAUACGAAGCAGGAGAUUGAAAAGUAGCAACCGUGGAUGUGUUAGGCCAGCGAUAUCUAGGGUGAAAUUUCGCUUAGAUGUGUGAUGCUGCAAAAAGGAUUCACAAAUUAGCAGAUUUUGAAUACAUUCUGUUUGCAGUUGACGGCUUUUGGUCUGUUUAUCUACUUUUUGAAAGAUUUAAGCUCUAUACAUGCUACAACAAAUGUUUUUGCAAAUCAUAGAAAUUUGACUGAAACUAUUUUGAUAUUCAGACAACGAGCUACCAUGAACGGAUCUAAUUACUCCCAGCCAGGGAACUAUGGGUAUGAUACAAACGACUUCGAGACACAUCAGGCAAACGAGGCUUACGAUCAGCAUCUAAGAGAGGUCAUGCAGCUUCAAGGAGAGAACUAUCUUGAAUACGACAACUAUGGUCAAGGCAUUGAUCCAUAUGCUGGUCAGUAUUCUGCAUCAAAUGAGCCGCAGUUUCAAUAUCAAAACACGGACUAUAACGACCUUCAGCAGGCGGCAUAUCAAGACUACCACCUAACUGAUGCUGACUCUGUGCAUCAAAAUAUAUCUCCCGGUGAAUAUGCACCGCUAUCGCAAAAUAUCUCACCAGCGAGCUUCUCUUCUGAUGGUAGACAAUUCUAUCAAGAAAGCACGCCGGAAAACGUAGCGAACAUCCAACUAGAUUUGCAAAUCAGACAGCAAAACAGGACAAUUAAUGUAAAUGAUGGAUCUCCAUUUCAAAACAUUGAAAAUCCAUUUGCCAACCAAAAUACUCCUAAACAUGUAACUGCUAACGUAGGAACUGAAGUCCCCAAUUCGGUCAAUGGUAUAUUUGAAAUGGAGGGUAGCGUUGAGCCUAAUGGGCCUAUUCUAGGAGGACAUGGGUACAUACCUGCCCAGACUAUGCAAAAGGCCUAUUAUGAGCUUGGUGAAACUCCCGAAAUAAAAGCUGCAUGUUUACGGGGCUUCAGACAACAAAUUGACAUUCACCAAGAAGAGAACAAUUUCGACGAGCACAGCGAUGCAUUCUUGCUUAAGUUUCUACGAAGCAGAAAAUUUGAUGUCGAAGCAGCAUAUUCUUUACUUGAGAAAUAUUACAACGUCAGGGAAAAUAAGCCCGAAGUUUUUCGAAAUUUAACUCGAAAAAACGUGAAACGAACAAUGGAACAAGGCAUUGUAGGUGUACUGCCGCAAAGAGACAAAAAAGGGCGAGUUAUAAUGACAUUCAAUUUCAGCAAAUGGAAUAUGAGUCUAGCUUUUCAUUUUGAGAAGCUCUUAAGAGUGUUUGUUUACACACUAGAAAAACUUUUCGAAAAUGAAGAGACGCAAAUCAACGGAGUUGUUAUCAUAUGCAAUUUGACUCAGCUCAGCGUUUUGCAGACAAAAAGUUUGGGAGCACCAAUGAUAGAUAAAGUGCUGGAAAUAUUCGAGGGUAAUUUUCCAUUCCGCCUAAACGCAAUCCACUUGCUGAAUCCACCAUGGCACUUCAAGCUUCUUUGGAAAAUGGUUGAUCCGCUGAAGAAAAUAAAGCAGAAAACGGCUCGAAGAAUAUUUAUUCACGAUGGCGAUCUUAGCCGGUUUCAAGCCGAGUUUGAUCCGGAAAUUCUACCGAAGGAGCUAGGUGGGAAAUGCCCGCCUUAUGACAAUUCGUUGUGGGUGAAAGAGAUUCUAGAACCAGAACAGAGCCAGCAGGUACAGAACCAAAAAGCACAGGGUCUCCAGCCCCCAUCAACCCCAAGUCUACGCAGAUCCCCAACCCAGACGCGAAAAGUAUCAACAAUGAAGAAAUUGGAACUAUGAUGGAAAAAUGUUGAAGAAAAAUGAAUAUUAUUAAGCUUAUUUACCUACUAUUUGUAAAUAAAGAGGAUAUUUCUUGAAGGCGCCAGCUGUUAGGUAGAAAAAUGUUGACUAUUCUGCAUUCGGAUGAAAUGUGAACAGCUUUUGUUAAAUUUGCGACUAUGGUGUUUCAAAAUUCUUCAAAAAGCUUAAAUUGUUCUAUAUGUGAAAAAUUCAAAGGCAAUCCUACUUAAAACACAAACGAAGACAUUUUAAGAUGAGUUUAGUAUAUCAGCCUGUUGCCAAUUUCCCCAAAUUUAGCCUAACGUAUAAAUAUGUUUAGACAUCCUUGGCAGCGUGGUCGUAAAAAUUCAAUCCAAUCCCAGAAUGAUUUUUCCUUUCCCAGAUGCCUUAAUUCCAUUCCCCAAAGCAAAAAAUCAAGCCCCAUUUCCCGGUUUGCUCCUUUGGUGCUCUCUAUGAAGGGUAAAGGUUCCCAACUUGAAGAAAGAAGGGAAAGCCAUCUUAUUUGGUGCCAUGGUAGCCAGUUCCUUUCCUUGCAACUUUUAGAUUAUCAAGCAUUGCAUCUACAAUACUUGCCAGUACGGUUGGAAAGCCUUCCCAUGUAAACACCAUGUUAACAGACAAAGCGAGUCUAAAACAACCUUAUCAAUGAAUCGCUGUUGCUUCCAAAAUUUUGAGCACCUCCCCCGCACAAUGUUGUUUCUUAAUACCUUCGCACAACUCUCAGUGACAGCAAAAUUGAACAACAUUGUGACGAAAGCUAGAGAUGUGGGGGGGGGGGGGGGGGGGGG
Molecule: messenger RNA, 4421 nt
Organism: Rhopilema esculentum
Lineage: Eukaryota; Metazoa; Cnidaria; Scyphozoa; Rhizostomeae; Rhizostomatidae
Product: retinaldehyde-binding protein 1
Cellular component (GO): membrane
Molecular function (GO): phosphatidylinositol bisphosphate binding
Source: RefSeq, a predicted model, not a curated record